GUUUUAAAACCCCAGUUGAAAGAGACAAGUGACAAAUAUUUCGUAUUAGGCGAGGUAAAAUAUGUAAAUUAUACCGGUAGCUCACGUUCAAACACAUACAAAUUAUUUACAAUAACGGAGAUAAACAACAAAAAUUUAAAGAUGGGCGUCACAUACAUUGACGAUAGUUUAAAAGAAAAACAACAGCGAGUAAAAGAAAUUGAACUGAAUGCUGUGUAUCGUAGCUCUGAAGUAUACCAAGCGUGUAGCUUUGAUAUACCUACAUUAAAAUCUUUAAGAAACCAGUCAAAAAAUUUCUGUAUUUUUGAUAAAACCAAGAAGGUAAAACUUAAAGACCCCUUUGCUUGGUCAAAAGUUUAUAAUUCACCUAUACGAAAACAAGAAAAUGAUAAUUUAAGUGUUGAAAACAAUAAUCAGGCUAUGUGCUUCAUGUCCAACUAUCACAAACAAGAUAAUGUUAGUAAUGAAUCAGUUCCUACUACAAAGCAAACAAGAAGCACUUCUGUCACUUCGUUUGAUAAACGUAAACAGCCCUCUGAAACGAAAUCAAUGUGGUGUAAAAGAGCCAUCCCAAAAUUAUUGUGUCCGUGUUGUACCGGUGGAGGAGACGACCGCUUAGACCGUUCCCAAAAUCAUAGCAAAGAUGAUUCUUAUGAAAGUAUCAAUUUAAAAUAUACACCUGACAUACCUCUGCACUUGCAUAUUGAUCCUUCGCUAAUGAGUUUUAUCUGUAUGCAUAGAAGCAAUAAAUCUAAGCACUCUCGUAAACUAUAUUAUGAAAGAAUAAUAAAACUUAUUAUUCGAAAUACGUGCAAAAAUACUGUAACACUCUUUAAAUCUUUUAAUCCCAUGUAACUAAUUAUUAUCUUGAGAACGACAUAAAAUAUGUGUAUCGUGCAUAGUGUAUUUAAAAAUACAUUUUGUGCCAAGUUUCCUUAGUGGAGGAAAAAUACAUUCUUUUGUAUGCGUUGAAAUUUAAGAUAACAUACAAAUGUAUAUUAUAAUUAUUCGUUAAAGAUAGCAUUGUAAUAAUGUGUAGAUAAAAGCUUUACCGAUAUUAAAAACCGAAAGUGGAGUUAUACAGUUUUAUUAAAAUAAGGUAAAACACCAAGUAUACUCUUUUAAAGUUCUCAAAUGUGUGUCACUCUCUUCUGAAGUCAAAAUAUGACAACAAUGAAUGACAGAGUCACUGUUUUUAACGACCAAAUUAUAAUUAAAGAAAAAAAUCUUCAGAGUAAACAUUCCAAUACCUCACUUGUUGGCCAAGAUUUAAGAUAACCCGUUAGUCUGAUGGUAUUAUCUUACAAAGAGAAAAUGUGUUUAUGAUUCAGUAGACUGUUAAUUACAUUUAUUGUCGAACUAAUGUUGGAAUCUUCAUACAUAACAUGCAUCAGCCUGCAAAUAUACAAUAAUGAAUUGGAACUGCCAUGCCAUCAACACUCACUGUUACCUCAUGCUCCCGCAAAUGUAAAGGAUGUAAUUACUCUAACUGCAAGGGUAGACGAUCCCGUAAAAUAGGAAAGUGUGAAUACUUUUGCAAAUACAUUUUUUGCUGCGGAUGGUGUUUUGGAACCCAAAGUCGAGAACGACGACCCGCUAAAAUUACACGAAGGGUUGAACACGUGGAUUACAUAAAAAUCCAUUCGGGAACUUCUAAGCACAAACAAAAAUUCAAUGGAUCGAACAAAAAUGAAACAGCUGAUCUUUAUUUCUGCACGGUGUCCAACUAUGUCACGACAUGGCCCAAUAACCAAAGGCAGUGGGCUUAUAAACGACCUUUAGCUACAGCAGACGAUUUUAAAGACUUUGAAGCCGCCUCGAUAGCUGCACAAAAAGUACGCACAUGUGAAAGCAAUGACGUAACAACUAAAUCGCAUUUUUUUAUAAGUAAUCCAAUUAAUUUAAACAUUCCAUUUCACAAUACUCGGACAUUUGGGCAGACUUACAUUGCCCCUUUAAAAAAAACUCCUAUGUUCAAGACGAAAACAACAAAAAACCUAGCAAAUAUAUUUUCUUCUUGUUUAAGGAGUAAACAAAGAAAAGGAGCAACGCGGGGCAACAUUCGAAGUAAAAAGAUAGUACACCCGAUAAGUGCACACAUGUCGUUAAAGCCCGAUAUUACAAAUAUUUUGGACAACACCCGAUCAAUAUCAGGAACCACCAACGAUUUUUCCUGUCAAUUCAGUGUAAACUCUAUGCAAAGUCUAGAAAUAAUAUCACACGUGCUUACCAGAUCUGUUUCCCGGCUCUCCUCGUUGGACAGUAUACUCAGCCUGAAAUGGCGGAGACGAUUCAGGAGACACGACAAACAACCGAGCACACUUCAAACCAUAUUGAAAUUGAAGGAGACAGGCCGUGUGCGUCACGUCGGCGUCUCUAAUCUUAAUGAAGAGCAAUUGAAAAGACUAAGCGAUAUCAAGAAACCAGAAUGUUUGCAAAUAGAGAUACACGCCCUUUGCCAACAGGAAUCACUAGUCGCGGCUUCCAAAGAGCUCGGUAUUCCUGUGGUAGCGUAUUCCCCUCUAGGAUCCAAAGCAUUAGCUGAUACGCUUGCUGCUAAAACAGGCCGUCAAUAUCCGGAUUUGCUGACACUGCCUACAGUAAAACGCAUAGCUGAAUCACACGGUCGCACCACGGGACAAAUUUUGCUCCGUUAUGCAAUUCAACGCGGAAUUGCUAUUAUUCCAAAGAGCACCAACCCACAACGUAUAAAGCAGAACAUAUCUUUAUGGGAUUUCGAGUUAAGUGGCAGUGAGAUGAAGGAACUGGCGACUCUUGACCGAGGUGAAAAUGGACGCAUUUGUGACUUCUCAUUCUUUCGGGGUGUAGAAAAGCAUCGCGAUUUCCCGUUCAAAAAACAGAUAUAAAAACCACAGUUUUGCAUUGUGCAUUUAAAUGAUAAUUUCUAUCUGUACAAAAAUUUUAAUGAAUUUUUAAUAUCAUCCUUGCGAAGUAUAUUGAUAAAAUUAAAGGUAUGACUAAAACA
Messenger RNA from Manduca sexta (tobacco hornworm), 2986 nucleotides. Its product is annotated as aldo-keto reductase family 1 member B7. Gene Ontology annotation, molecular function: oxidoreductase activity. The record is from RefSeq and is a predicted model, not a curated record. Bases 1428 to 2867 code for a protein of 479 amino acids. Lineage: Eukaryota; Metazoa; Arthropoda; Insecta; Lepidoptera; Sphingidae. The transcript has 4 exons.